UAACUUUCUUCUCGUUAGUGUCCAUCGCCAUCAAACGUCAAUAUCAUAAGGCCAAAAUUAGAAAAAGAAUUAAAGGUAAAGGGAAGGGAGAGGAAACUAUCAAUUUAAGAGUCUUAUCCUUCUAUUUAAACUCGGCUUAUCCACCUUGACCCGAAGACGGACGAACCCCUCCUUUGGACGGGACGCCCACGGUGGGAGAGGAGAGAGAGAGAGAGAGGGUCAUGAGAGCAAAGACGUGAAAACGCUUGACCUCAUUCCCAACGGUGAAGCAUCCACCAGUCCAGCAUGACCGCAAGUCGUUCUGAGCCGGGGCCAUCAGCCCAACCAAAUUUGCGAGUCACGAUCAUCGCUGCCGACGGCCUGUAUAAACGGGAUGUGUUCCGUCUGCCCGAUCCUUUCGCCGUAGCCACGAUCAACGGCGAACAGACAAAGACUACAAUCGUCUCGAAACGAACCCUCAAUCCCUACUGGAACGAGAAUUUCGACUUUCGAGCAACCGAGGAUAGCAUCUUGGCAGUGCAGGUAUUUGACCAAAAGAAAUUCAAGAAGAAGGAUCAGGGUUUCUUGGGUGUUAUCAAUAUUCGCAUUGGGGAUGUUAUCGAGUUGGCGGAGGGUGCUGAUGACCAGAUGCUCACGAGGGACCUUAAGAAGUCCACAGACAAUCUUGUUGUUCACGGUAAAUUGAUCAUCAAUUUGUCUACUAACUUGUCUACCCCUGCCCGUCCUGCACAGCAACCUUCGCCUGCAAGCGUGAGCCGGCCGUCAUUAGUCCCCCAGACAUCUACAGCGAGCACCGAUCGCGCUUCGGAACGGCCAACUUCCUCGGCUUCGGGUCCUAACGGGCUCGCACCGGGAGCACAAAUGGCCUUGCCCGUCAGGCCGAACGGCGCAAGUGCGCCCUCUAUUAAUGGCAGUACUGCGGCGCAGGCUCGGCCGGCAAAUCAGAUGAGUCCUUUCGAAGAUGCCCAAGGCCGUUUACCUGCUGGCUGGGAGCGGCGUGAGGAUCACUUGGGGAGAACUUACUAUGUGGAUCAUAAUACGCGAACUACUAGUUGGAAUCGUCCAACUCAGACCGGAACAUCGGCAGAGAAUCGUGGCGAGAGGGAGGCGGCUACUCAGGUUGAACGCCAAAGGCAUCAGAACAGAACUCUACCGGAAGAUCGCACUGGUGCGAAUUCCCCCACGCUCUCACAGCAGUCACCGCCUCAGCCAUCCGGUGGUUCUCCAAAUAGUCCUGGCCAAGGAACCCUGAUGCACACCGGCGCUACCAGUCCUGGAACUGGCGAACUUCCUCCUGGGUGGGAGCAACGAUGGACUCCCGAAGGCCGGCCUUACUUUGUCGACCACAACACUCGAACUACGACCUGGGUCGAUCCUCGACGCCAGCAAUACAUUAGAAUGUAUGGCGGUCAAAAUAAUGCCAACGGAACGAUACAACAGCAACCAGUAUCUCAGUUGGGGCCUCUGCCUAGUGGUUGGGAAAUGCGAUUGACCAACACGGCUCGUGUAUACUUCGUGGAUCAUAAUACUAAGACAACGACUUGGGACGACCCCCGAUUACCUUCCUCCCUGGACCAGAAUGUACCACAGUACAAGCGAGAUUUCCGAAGGAAGUUGAUAUACUUCCGCUCACAACCCGCCAUGAGGAUACUCUCGGGGCAGUGUCACAUGAAGGUACGACGAUCACAUAUCUUCGAAGACUCAUUCGCGGAGAUCUCGCGCCAGUCUGCCACAGACUUGAAAAAGCGCUUAAUGAUAAAAUUCGACGGCGAAGACGGUCUGGAUUAUGGUGGUCUCUCCAGAGAAUUCUUUUUCCUUUUAUCGCACGAAAUGUUUAACCCAUUUUACUGUCUCUUCGAAUAUUCCGCGCACGAUAAUUAUACACUCCAGAUCAACCCACACUCCGGUAUCAACCCCGAGCAUUUGAAUUACUUUAAAUUCAUCGGUCGUGUGGUUGGUCUUGCUAUAUUCCACCGACGAUUCCUCGACGCCUUUUUCAUCGGCGCCCUUUACAAGAUGAUUUUGGGUAAGUCUGUGGUAUUAGCCGACAUGGAGGGUGUGGACGCGGAUUUCCAUCGAAGUUUGCAGUGGAUGCUGGAUAACGAUAUCUCGGGCGGUAUACUGGAGCAAACAUUCUCUACCGAAGAUGAGCGCUUUGGCGUUGUGACAGUUGAGGACCUUAUCCCUAACGGACGCAACAUCGAUGUUACCAACGAGAAUAAAAAGGAGUACGUAGAUCUUAUGGUGAAGUGGCGCAUCGAAAAGCGCAUCGCAGAGCAAUUCCAGGCCUUUAAGGAAGGUUUCCACGAGCUCAUCCCCCAGGACUUAAUCAACGUCUUCGACGAACGCGAAUUGGAAUUGUUAAUUGGCGGUAUUGCCGAUAUUGACGUAGAGGACUGGAAGAAGCAUACGGAUUACCGGGGUUACACUGAAAGCGACGAGGUCAUCCAAUUUUUCUGGCAAACAGUACGAAGCUGGGAUGGAGAGCAGAAGAGCAGACUUCUACAGUUCACAACGGGUACCUCGCGAAUCCCCGUCAACGGGUUCAAGGAUCUCCAAGGUAGCGAUGGUCCGAGGAGGUUUACAAUCGAAAAGGCGGGUGAAGUUGGCAAUUUGCCAAAGGCUCAUACUUGUUUCAACCGUCUAGAUUUGCCCCCGUACAAAUCAUUGGAGCACUUGCAGGGCAAAUUGACUACAGCAGUCGAAGAGACGAUGGGCUUUGGCCAGGAAUAGAAGGCUAUUUUGGCGUUUCUUCAUCGCUGUUGCUGUAUAUAGAACGACGACGAAUGAUGUGUUUCCCCUCGUGAACAGAACCUGAAAUAUGGAAGGAUUUUGCAUCUCCUUUUUUGUGCUUGCUUUGAACCCCCUUCAUCUGCCCCCCACCGACUUCUAGCGGGGGUUUCUCAGGGAAGACUAAUAGCACGUAUCCUUAUUUUUAUCUUUUGGGGGGUGGUUAUGUAUCUUAUUAUUAGGAAGAUAAAUGAAGAGAUAAAGGAACUCGGGGGCGGGUUUAACAUUCGUUAUAUUAUAUCGUGUAUUGGCGUAUUAUCAAGGGGGGCAAUAAUAACAGUAAAUUCGCGAUGCAA
Messenger RNA from Annulohypoxylon maeteangense, 3086 nucleotides. Its product is annotated as HECT-domain-containing protein. The transcript has 7 exons. Gene Ontology annotation, molecular function: protein binding; ubiquitin protein ligase activity. Lineage: Eukaryota; Fungi; Ascomycota; Sordariomycetes; Xylariales; Hypoxylaceae. Gene Ontology annotation, biological process: ubiquitin-dependent protein catabolic process. The record is from RefSeq and is a predicted model, not a curated record. The coding region runs from base 286 to 2733 and encodes 815 amino acids.